AUGUCCUCCCGAGGAGGCUGCUGGUACUUAAGGAGUGCUCUGCAGACCCCCUCAAGCAUGCUGGAGCAGGAAACAAAGAUCUGGAAGCACUACUCCAAAGGAGGAGUCCUCCGGUUUCCCCUGAGGCUCCCCACCAGGAGGAAGACAGUGACCACAAGGAAGACAAAAAAGUCACUGGAGUGGGUCAACUCUAAGCAAACUCUUACAAAAAGCGGAAAAUACGUGCUGGGAUACAAGCAGACUCUGAAAAUGAUCAGACAUGGCAAAGUGAAACCGGUCAUCCUUGCCAACAACCACACAGCCUUUAGGAAGUCUGAAAUAGAAUACUACACCAUGUUGGAAACUGAUGGCCAUCACUGCAGUGGCAGUAAUACUGAAUUGGGCAUAGCGUGUGGGAAAUACUACAGAGCAUGCGCACUGGCUAUCAUUGAUUCACGUAAUUCUGUUAUCAUUAGAAGCAUGCCAGUGAGAACUGAGAGCAACGCGCUAGGGCUGCUGCAGCCGCUCGGGCCAACUCCAGCGCCGGAGGGGCGGGCAGCCCACUCCCCACCCGAUCCCACCCACCCCAGCACACGCGCGCACACCCGCGCCGAGACUGCGGUCCGGGCCGGUCUGCCCUGA
Molecule: messenger RNA, 621 nt
Organism: Lutra lutra (Eurasian river otter)
Lineage: Eukaryota; Metazoa; Chordata; Mammalia; Carnivora; Mustelidae
Product: 60S ribosomal protein L30-like
Cellular component (GO): cytosolic large ribosomal subunit
Molecular function (GO): structural constituent of ribosome; RNA binding
Source: RefSeq, a predicted model, not a curated record